AUGCCUUUCAUCAUGCAACCGCCCCCCUCGGUCCCCUUCCCCAUCCCUCGCUUCUCUCUCCAGUCCGUGCUCGAAAUCCUCGGUGCACCGCAAUCCUUCAUCGACGAGCUCCUCCAACAAAACAUCGUACGCGACGAUCUGCGUCGCACUAUCACCGAGGCUGCGCCGCGCAAGGGCGGCGUCACGAAACUACCGCCUGUUACACCCGAGCUCGAAGAAGUAUGGAGCAGCGUUCUCAACACCAAACUUCCCAGUGAACCGCGGCGGGACCCAGCUCAGACGACUUUAAUGCGGCCCAACCCUCCGGUCUUAAUACGUUCCGCUGUACCGGACCUUCAGUGCGAUGACCCGGUACUCAUCGCGGAGACGUUGUGCGGAAUCCAAGGCAUCAGCGGCCAGGACUUUCAGCUUGUCAUCGAGCGCUUGGCGAUGCAUGGCGACUUAUCGACAUCUUAUGCUAUACAGAUGGCGAAGCUCAUUGCGAAGAUGUUGGAGUUGCAUGUAGACCAUCCGAUUGGAACGCCAGAGACGCAACUCUGGCUCUGUGCCAUCGAGAUGGCGAAGCUCGAGCAGGCUUGCGUUAACGACCACAACGACAAGGGAGAGUGCAAACACGUUGGCAUUCAGGGCCAGAGCCAUCUGGUCUUCGUUUGCAACCUGUACAAGCUUGGUGUCGCUUCACCCGAGGACUACGCGCAGAUGCUGAAGUCGAUCGUCUUGCCACAUGAGCCUUGUAUGUGUCGCCUCCAGGCUCUGCAGAUCGUCGUCGGAUCUGGGGACAACCGUGUCUACAAGCAUUGCCGCCAAGACGUCAGCCGUGUCGUCGAUGCCUUGCGGACGUGUGAUCGUGAAGGAGAAAUGGUUUGGGAGUUGGACGGUCACAAACUUAAACAAGAGAUGCUCGGCGAGAUACUGUUCAAGAUUCAAGGCUGGAAGAAGAUGUAG
This is a messenger RNA of Peniophora sp. CBMAI 1063, 945 nucleotides long. NCBI's taxonomy places the organism in Eukaryota, Fungi, Basidiomycota, Agaricomycetes, Russulales, Peniophoraceae. The record is from the annotation of a GenBank genome assembly.